This is a messenger RNA of Stegostoma tigrinum, 2322 nucleotides long. It is a transcript of the gene ptcd3, whose product is annotated as pentatricopeptide repeat domain 3. Gene Ontology annotation, biological process: mitochondrial translation. The transcript is spliced from 24 exons. Gene Ontology annotation, cellular component: mitochondrion. Lineage: Eukaryota; Metazoa; Chordata; Chondrichthyes; Orectolobiformes; Stegostomatidae. Bases 18 to 2090 code for a protein of 690 amino acids. The record is from RefSeq and is a predicted model, not a curated record. Gene Ontology annotation, molecular function: protein binding; ribosomal small subunit binding; rRNA binding.
GCGCUCGGCUGGCCAAGAUGGCGGCGCCCGGCAUCCGCGCCUGUUGUCGGUUGCUGAAGAGGAGCGGCUCGGUUGGGUUCCACUGCCUGCUGAGAGGUGGUGGCUGCUGGAAAGAGGGGCUGUCUUUUUCAAGCAGCAAUGAGGCGAAGUGGAGGAAUUAUUCCACAAGCUCAACUCUCUGUCAGGAUGCAGUCCACCAACAAACAGGCUUUACAGAAGAAAUUGUCAUUCCAAGAAAGAAAAAUUGGGACAAGUUAGCAGUCCUUCAAGCCCUUGCUGCAACAGUGAACAGAGACCACACGGCUGCACACUAUAGGUUCCAAGAUGACCCUUAUCUCAUACCAAGGACAUCACCCGAGUUUCGUCUCUACUCUCUAUCACAGGAGUCAGGGUGUAAUGCUGCGAAGUAUAUCAUUAACACCUAUCCCCACCUUUUCCAGAAGGAUAUUGCUGAACCUUCUAUACCUUGUUUAAUGCCAGAGCAGUUGGAGCCUCUAAUAAAUGAAGUGUGCGUGGCUGCCCUACAAGAACGCAUUCAGCUGAGGAAAGUGAAAGCUUCUGUAGAUAUGUAUGAUCAGCUUGUGCAAGCAGGAACUCCUGUGUCUCUUGAAGUUGCCAAUAGCUUGCUAGAUCUACUCUGUGUUUAUGGAGAUAAAGAGCCACCGAGGGAGGAUCAACUUGAGCCAAGAGAAACUGAAGAUAAGGAUGAGGUGACUGGAGUCUUGCAGAAAAUGCAGAGGGGUCGUCCACGCAGAGUUUCAGAUUUGCUUAGCAUCAUUUGGAGGGAGAACAAUAAUGCAGAGAGGAUAUUCAGCCUGAUGCCUGAACGAAACGAACGUUCUUUCUGUACGAUGAUUCGAGGAAUGAUUAAGCAUGGUGCUUGCACGAAGGCGAUGAACUUGUACACGGAUUUGUUGAACAAUCGAAUGAAAGCGGAUGUUCAUACUUUUAAUGCACUAAUAUCAGCGGUGCCAGAAUUGAAGGAGAUGUACAAUGACAAAGUGGAUUUAAUUGUGGACCUGCUGAAGCAAAUGGCUGAACAAAAGGUGCAACCAAACUUGUUAACUUUUAAUUCCGCAAUGAAGAGUCUCCGAAAGUGUGGUUCAGUUGCAAAAGGACUUUCCAUCCAAAUACUUAAUGAAAUGAAAUAUCUAAAUAUAGAACCAAGUUUGGCUACCUUUAAUCAUCUACUCGCUAUAUUCCAUAAACCUGGUGCAGUUACCCGACCACACACUGACAUCAUCUUUGAGGUUCUUGAUGAAAUAGAGGGGAAGCAUUUUGAGCCCCGGGAUCCUGAUGAUGUGAACUUCUUUAUCAGUGCUAUGAGACUGUGUUUGGAAUUGAAAGACAUUGAAUUGGCUUACAGAUUACACAAGACUCUUGAAACUGGAAACAACUGGGUAUUAUUGGGCGAUUCUUAUCAGCAGAGUAUUUAUUAUGGGAGAUUCUUUAGCCUCUUAUGCACGAUGGAGAGCAUUGACGUGGUUCUCAAGUGGUAUAAAGCCCUCAUUCCAUCGCUGUACUACCCCAAUGUGCAAGGAAUGAGGGACCUGCUGCAGGCAUUGGACACUGAAAACCACUUACACCUGAUUCCAAAUAUCUGGAAAGACAUAAAGCAACUUGGUCACAGUAAUAAGCAGGAUAUUGUGGAAGAGGUCCUUGAACUGAUGAGUCGUGACAAACACAGUCCAGACUUGCAAGCUGCAUUUUCUGAGACUGCACUGGACAUAAAGUCUGUGUAUAAACAGAACCAGCUCCAUAACAUGCAAUGGACAUCUACCUCUUUGGGAAAUGUCACUGUUCUACUCCUGAGAGGAGGUCGAACUCAAGAUGCUUGGGAGAUGCUGCAACUUUUUAAAACUAACAACAGGGUUCCUGGUAAAGAACUAUUGGAUGAGUUUUUGGAUCAUGCUAAGGAAAGCAAUAACAACACUCUGGCUAUUGACUUGGUAAAACUGGCCGGGACAUUCAGUUUGCCUGCAACAUCAGAGCUGUUUGAGCGUGUAAUGAAUGAGUAUCAACUGACGGAUGAAGAGAAAAAAUCACUGGAAGAGCUGGAUGCCACCAGCAGUGAUAGUGACCAAGAAUAAUCUUCUGAUGUUUGAGUCUUAUCACAUGAUCUUCUGUUGAAUUUAUGGCUGCACAAGGAUUGACCUGGGUAUUUGCUCGCUAUAUGUGACUUCUGCACUGGACUGAAUGUUGAACAGAUACCUGGACUGAAGGAAUCUUAUGACUUUUAUAGUUUUAUCUGCUGUAAAAUUUAAUUACAUAACUACAAAAUUAUGUAAGUAUAUGGAAUAUUAAAAUAUGACAGAUCUGAAA